UCUGCUGUCAGUCAGGAGGUGGGGCGGGUAUAAAGUUAGAGCUCAGCGCCAGGAAAGCGACUUUGGGGUGGUGGGGUCGGUGUUGGUCGUGGAUUUGUGUGUGCGUAUGUGUGUCGAGACGCUUCUCUAGACGCUUCUCUAGACGCUGUGAGUGCCCAAGGCCAGUGCCGUCCGCAGGGGGUGCACGCUCACGGCCCGGGUGCUGCACCUUGCUCUGCUUUGUCCUCCCAGCGAAAGCAUGGUGGACGUGUUCAGCGGGCGGCUGCUGGUGAGCAAGGACGGGCACAGCGUGGACCCCGAGGAGGCACUGAAGAACAAAGUGGUGGGCCUCUACUUUUCGGCUGGCUGGUGCUCGCCGUGCCGCGACUUCACCCCCGUGCUCUGCGACUUCUAUACGGAGCUGGUGGAGGAGAGCCAGUCGCCUGCGCCAUUUGAGGUGGUCUUCAUCUCCUCUGACCACAGCGCCGAGGAAAUGGUCGGCUACAUGCACUCCAUGCACGGCGACUGGCUGGCACUGCCCUUUCACGACCCCUACAAGCACUUCUAUUGCAGACUCUGUCAUGUGGUUUGUGAGAUCCCUCUGAUCAGCUGGGAUUCACUGUCUCAGCUGUGUACUUUAUCAGACUCUUUCCCACCCUCAGGUUCCUCACUGACAAGACAGAAUGACAGACAUAGACUUGACUGUGCCCCCUGAUCAGGAGGAGGAAGUGGAUGAGGCUUUCUACAACCAGCUGGAAGUAGCCAUAUAACAGUAGGAGUAGAAGAAGAAGAGAAAUGAGUAGUAGAAGAAGAGUAACGUUUCUGACAUGAGGAGACUCACAGCCUGCCUCUCCCUCUUGGACUUGCUCAGCGCUCUACCUGCUUGCUGCUUAAGGCUGGCCACUCUGCUGCUAUGCUCCCCUGGAGAUGUCUGCCAUCAGAUCCCUCACUACAGAAGUCCUGCUUGCUGAUGGACUCUCUUGGGCCUGCUACCUGAGUCCUGCUGCCUCCCUCCCAGACUUACCCUGCAGCUUCUUCCUGCUACCCACUUGCUGCCCAAGGCCAGCCCUAAUGCUGCUGCUGCUUUCCCCCUGCACUUUUUCCUUGGGCCAUUGGAAUGCCUUGCAACAGGACUGCUGGUGGAUCCUGAUGGUGACUAUCCCAGUUUUAUGCAAUUCUUGCCUCUUUCUAUCUUCUAUUGCCUGCCUUCCCAUCCCCGUCACCCCAAAUUGUCCAUACUCCCUUUCCCCAUCUUUGUGAUUAAGAUUUGUAAUAAACUGGUCUGAGUAACAUUUGAACUGUUAUUUCUUAAUUUCACACUGGGUAUACAUACACCAAAGAACCUCCUCUCCCUCCUAUAAAUUGGAGUGAGACCCCUCCAUCCCUGGAAAGGAUAUGGAACAGCUUGUUCUGGACAUCAGCUCCAAGCAAUUGGAAGAGAAGAAGGUUAUCAGGACUAGUCAGCAUGGGUUCACAAGAGGGAGGUCAUGUUUGACUAACCUGAUAGUCUUCUACAGUGUCAUCAGUGGUUGGGUGAGUGAGGGUAAAGAGCAGUGGUUGUUGUGUGUAUGGAUUUCAGCAAGGCAUUUGAUGCUGUCUCCCACAGCAUCCUUAUAAUGAAGCUGAUGAAGUGUGGGAUAGAUGAGUGCACGGUGAAGUGGGUUGAGAACUGGCUGAGUGGCCAAGUUUAGAAAGUUAUCAGUGGUGCAGAGUCCAGUUUGAGGCCUAUGUCUAGUGGUGUUCCCUAGGGUUUGGUGCUGGGUCUAGUCUUGUUUAACAUCUUCAUCAGUGACCUUGAUGAGGGGAUAGUGUCUGUCCUCAGCAAGUUUGCUGAUGAUACAAAUCUGGGAGGAAUGGCUGUGCUGCAAUUCAGCAAGACCUGGACAGGAUGGAGAGUUGGACAGGGAGAGCCCAAAUGAGGCAUUACAAAAGCAACUGUAGAGUCUUGCAUGUGGGAAGGAAUAACAUGCAUGUACCCGUACAGGCAGGGGGAAGACCUGCAGAGAGGGACCUGGGUGUUCUGGUUGAUGAAAGGUUGGCUAUGAGCCAGCAGUGUGCCCUGGUGGCCAAGAAGGCCAGUGACAUCCUGCAGUGCAUUAAAAACAGUAUGGCCAGCAGGUCUAGGGAGGUGAUCUUCCCCUUGUAUUCUGCCCUGGUGAGGCCUUACUUGGAGUAUUGUGUCCAGUUCUGUGGUCCCCAGUACAAAAAAGACAGGGACCUCCUGGAAAGAGUCCAUCAGAGGGCAGCUAAGAUUAUAAAGGGCCUGGAGUAUUUCUCUUAUGUGGAAAGGCUGAGUGUCCUGGGUCUAUUCAGCUCUGAGAAAAGAAGACUGAUAGGGGAUCUGAGUAAUGUCUGUAUAUCUAAGGUGUGGGAGGUAAAGGGGUGAGGCCAAACUCUUCAGCAGUGUGUGGUGAUAGGACAAGGGGAAAUGGCCACAAACUGAAGCAUAGGAAGUUCUGCACUAAUGUGUAUAAGAACUCAUUGGUAAGGGUGAUGGAGCACUGGGAUGGCUGCCUGAAGAGGUAGUGGAGUCUUCUUCUCUGGAGAUGUUCAAGACACACCUGAAUGCUUGUCUGUGCAGCUUGGUCUAGUAAGCCUACUUUAGCAAGGGGGUUUGACAGAGUGAUUCCUAGAGUCCCUUCCAGCCCCUACAAUUCUGUGAUUGUGUGACUUUCUGUCCUUCAAAAGUAGUCUCUAAUUUUUCUUGGGUGACUUGCUCAUCAACACUUUGGUUAGAUCCCGAUUUCUUUCAUGGAGCAUUUUUGUUGUAUGCCUUUUUAAUUUUUUCAUCUGUAGUUUAACUUUUUUUUUUUUUUU
Messenger RNA from Coturnix japonica (Japanese quail), 2796 nucleotides. RefSeq names its product nucleoredoxin like 2 (gene NXNL2). The record is from RefSeq and is a predicted model, not a curated record. Gene Ontology annotation, biological process: visual perception; sensory perception of smell; photoreceptor cell maintenance. NCBI's taxonomy places the organism in Eukaryota, Metazoa, Chordata, Aves, Galliformes, Phasianidae.